Molecule: messenger RNA, 483 nt
Organism: Mesorhabditis belari
Lineage: Eukaryota; Metazoa; Nematoda; Chromadorea; Rhabditida; Rhabditidae
Source: the annotation of a GenBank genome assembly
AUGACGAUCGCUUCCCUUAUCUUGUAUGGUUUGGUUGGCUUAUUUUUGACUCUCGUCUACUUGGCGGCCGGACCGAUCGGAUGGAUGCUAUUGGGUGCGACGGUAACAAUGAUGUUCUGUGCUCUGAUGGCCAUUUGUCAACCGAAACCGGCUUGGAUGCAAAUUUAUUGGGUCGUAUCGCUACCGAUGACAGUUUUUCUUCUUCUAAUCUACCUCAUUCAAGCCAUCAUUUUUACACUUCAGUACAUUCAAGCCACAAGCCGAAAUCUUCCACAAGAUAAACAAACUGAGGCCCUGGAUGCGCUCAUUGGCAGCAUCGUGAGCUUAAUUCUCUUGGCUGUGAUUUCCGUUUGGGCUCUGCGUCUCACUUGGUCAUACUAUUGUUAUCUCAGAGACAAGCAACUUUAUGAUGAACAACACGGUAAUGGCAAUGUGAAUGUCGUCGUUUACAACAAUCAGCAACAGCCACAGCAAGGGAAAUUC